AUGGGCAAAUCAAAACCUCGUAACCGCCAGAGGAACCGCCAGGACCCAACUUCAAAGGCCAGCAAACCCCCAACAGACCCCGAGCUUGCGGCUAUUCGAGAGAAAAAGAUCCUACCAGUUCUGAACGAUCUCACCAGCACCGACUUACAGACUCGGUCCAAUGCGGCGAGUGCAAUUGCAAAUUUGAUUGAAGAUACCCGGUCGCGGAAGCUUUUACUUCGAGAACAUAUUGUGCGGAUCCUGUUUGAGCAGACUCUCACCGAUUCGAGUUUAGAAAUUAGAACUGCUGGAUGGGGAAUUUUGAGGAACUUGGCUCUGGAAGAGGAGGCGGAUUUUUGCGUUCAUCUAUACAGACAGGAUGUUUUGACGACAAUUGAAGGCACUAUAAAAACAGUCAUUGAAACUAUCGAAUCCCAAGCCGUACCAUUUUCCACCCUCCCAAAAGCUCAACAAGGACUUGCCUGGACCUUGACAAGCUCAUUACUGAGCCUUAUCUCGUCUCUUGCGGAAGCACAGGAAGAAAUAAUCAAGUCCAUAAACAAACGUCCUACUUUUGUCAAUUUUCUCUUUGGUUUACUAGGAUUUGACCUUACACCCACGGAAGUCCAAAGCGAAGUGCUAUCAUGCUUGACUGCUCUGACAGAGGACAAUGAAUUGCUGGCGCAACAAGUAGUUGACAAUGGCGAUUGGCUAAAGGGCUUGAUGCACUUGAAGAGUGCCAAAGGCCCUGUUGCUGUUGGCGCCUGUGGACCUUUACACAAUAUAUUUUCAGUCAUGCAGUGGUCAGACCACAAGACUCCAGUACCAGGCGCUUCGGACGCAUCGUUACUUCCCACCCUAGUCCAAGCCAUGGAGACCAUCAUCCCGUCGGCCAUUGGUACAAAUGGUCACACAUCGCAUUCAACUCCAGAUCAGAUUCUCCAAUUAGCUUUGGAGAUCACCGCAUCAAUUGCCACAAGCCUCCAAGAAGCUUUAGAGAACGGCCAUGAGAAAGAGUUCGAAGGUUUUGGGGAUGACGAUUUGCAAAAAGGUGAUAUGGACGAUGUCGGAGAUGAUGAUGAUGGAGAAGAUGCAGAUGGUGAUGAAGAGGAUCACGAGAUGAACGAAGAUGAGAUUGCAGCGGAAAUGGAAAUGGUGACCGGCGAUGGACCGGAUGAUGACGAAGAGCCAAGUGAGGAGCCGACUCUGGAUGAGCUUGUGAGAAAUGCAACACCCAGAGUCCUCAGCCUUGUACAGUCAUCUGUCGGUUCACAGAACGAGACUGUACGAGUCUCCGCCCUCUCUGCCCUGAAUAACAUUGCCUGGACGGUUUCGAGUAUCGAUUUUUCAGCACGACACCUCGACAGCUUGAAGGAUUUCUGGUCCUCAAUGGCUCAAAAAAUUUGGGAUCAGACAGUUACGCCGGUUCUGGCCUCGAACACCGCCGACAUAGAAUUAGCGUCUAGUAUCACUAGCCUUGCGUGGGCGGUAUCGCGUAGUGUUCAAGGAGGUAUUAAGAUACAACCCGACGAACCGCGCAAAUUCAUGUCUCUAUACCAGGCCUCGUUGGAUCUGGAAAGCGCACCAGAAAAACAAGCCAAUGGUGCAAAGGCCAACCAACCCGAGAACAACGAUGCUUUUCAGAGCUUGGGAGUCAAGUGUAUUGGUGUUCUAGGAACGCUUGCUCUUGAUCCCGCACCACUCCACUUAAAUCGUGAAAUUGGAGUGUUCCUUAUAACAACACUAGCUGACCUGCCCAGGACGUCUGCUGCCGUUUCUGUAGAGGCUUUGAAUGCGGUUUUCGAUAUUUAUUCGGAUAGUAGCUUCGCAUUUGAUGAGCCUGUAUUUUGGGGGGAUGGAUUUUACAAGCAUCUAGAAGAUAUUCUGCCGAAAGCUAAGAAGAUGGUGAAGAGUAUAGACAAGAGGAAGUUCGAGGAACUGCGGGCCCGAGCGAAUGACUCGGUGCUCAAUUUAACGCGAUUCUUGAAGUACAAGAAAACAGAAAAGGAGAGCAAGUCUGGAUGA
Glarea lozoyensis ATCC 20868 is the source of this 2004-nucleotide messenger RNA. Its product is annotated as ARM repeat-containing protein. Bases 1 to 2004 code for a protein of 667 amino acids. The transcript is spliced from 2 exons. NCBI's taxonomy places the organism in Eukaryota, Fungi, Ascomycota, Leotiomycetes, Helotiales, Helotiaceae. The record is from RefSeq and is a predicted model, not a curated record. Gene Ontology annotation, biological process: protein import into nucleus; ribosomal large subunit biogenesis.